Messenger RNA from Parnassius apollo (apollo), 579 nucleotides. NCBI's taxonomy places the organism in Eukaryota, Metazoa, Arthropoda, Insecta, Lepidoptera, Papilionidae. The record is from the annotation of a GenBank genome assembly.
AUGAAGAAGGAACUGAGCACGUUGUUGAAAACUACAAGUAAAGCAAUAGAUAAAGACUAUAAAGAUUACAGGCACAAAAUUAUUGAGAACAACCUAAACACUUUCAGAAGCAUGACAAAAGCUUAUAAGAAGUUGACCACGUAUAAGUACUGGAUUCAGGGCUUAAAAUCAAAAUCAAAUGAAACAAAAACCAGAAAAGAUAUCAUGGAAUGUGCCACAGUGUUUUACAAGCAAUUAUACACAAAACCAAUUUCGUGCAAAACUGACGUUGCUACAGCAGAUUUACAAUGCCUAAACGAUUUGACACCAGUAGACGAGCAGGAAGUCACCAAGCACAUCAGAAGACUCAGAGCAGCCAAAAGUCCUGGUCCUGACGGGAUACAAAAUGAGGCAAUCAAGGCUGGCAGUAUCCUACUUACAAGCCCACUCACGCAUCUGUUCAACAAGGUUCUGCACACACUUCUAUAUAAGAAAGGAGACCCCCAGGACAUCUCUAAUUACCGUCCGAUUAGUUUUCUCUCAAGUGUGUAUAAACUGUUCCUGUUGAGCCCCGAGAUUGAUAAAUAUCAACCAGUGUAA